CAGGCGAUGGCUCCGGUCUAAAAAGGGCCCUUCAACUCACAUUCAUUGUUUUACCCACAAGCGAGCUAGCUGCACCAGCAGGCCAGUCUCCUGACCUCGGGAAUCAUCUACUUCUCCAACAAAUUCACAGUUUGCAGUCAGUACUAUUCCACUGGUUAGAGAUGGAGGUGAUGGAAGCUCAGCCGCCUGCGCAACAACCCCCGCAAGCAAAACCGCAAAAUGACGGGCAGCCACCCCAGAAGAAGUUUAAAAGCGCCAAGAGAAAGCAGCCGCAGUAUUCUGCUGACAUAGUCUUCACAAAAGGGACUUCUAUCCAGACCAUUGCCUCUCUCACCAAACACUUGAAGGGGGUGACUGAGCCUGUCAUAGGUCUUCAGUAUGUUUGGGAGUACCGCAGCCCCAGUAAAUCUGUCCCUCCGCAUUACCAGUGUAAACUCUGCACGGUGACCCGCUUACAGCACGAUAUGUUGGCUCAUGUCAAAGGCUGGAAACACAGCUUCAGAUAUUUGAAGCGGGUCCAUUCUGAUAAGGUCACCUGUGAGGAGGAAGAGGCCAUCAAAGAUCCGGCUUUAAGGAAGAAAAUUAAAGAGACUGCAGCCGAGGUGGAAAAGACAGAAGGGAGGGGUCAACUCAAGGUGAUCCUCAGGGAACCCUGUGAUGUUGCUGCCUUCAAGGGACUCCGUUCUGCUAUUCCUAAGCUGCCUCCACCAGGGCCAGUGAUGGGACCAAAGGGCCCAAAUUUUGGUGGCAGGUAUUCUGACCCCCAGUUUCCAGGAGAAUAUCCCCCUCAGGGAGGUCCUUUCACUGAUUACCCAUUGCGUGAACUUGGGGAUCCUGGUAUUGGAGGCUACUCUGGCAGGCCGAGUUUCCCUGGACCCGAUAUGGACAUGAGACUGUUUCCAGAUGGUCCAGGCCCUCGCCAAAGGGGAGGGGGAGAAGGAUUUGGACCAGGUGGUGGAAGAGACGGCUAUGGAAGGGGUGGACUAUUGGGUGAAAGUCCUGGCAGAUGUUAUCCUGAUGAUUUCAGGGGCAGCCAAAUGGGAGGUAGCUUAAUGGACAGACCAAUAGACAGACCGAUGGACAGGCCACUGGACAGACCAAUGGACAGGCCAAUGGACAGACCAAUGGACAGACCAGGCUUGAUGGGAGCAGCUCCAGAGAAUAGCAGUCUACCAUCUACGCUGCUCAGUUACCUGGAUACCUUCCGGAUAGAGAAUGAGAAUGACGCGCAGAUUGUCCUGAAGGUGACGCAGAAAUUAACAGACGUGCUCAUGGAGUACAGACUGAGGAGUGUAUCCGCGGGUUCUAGUCUGAGCAGCAGUUUGAACAAUUCGUCCAUGAGCACCAUGGGUUUCUCCUCUACGCCUUCCAGAUUGUCAGGCUCAGGAGACCGCUAUUCAGGUUCAUCAAGGUACUCCGAUGGUCCGUCAAGGUUCUACAACUGACAGUCACUUCAGCUCAUUUAACACCUCAGCGGUCACAUCUUCCCUUCCCGAGUGUCUCAUUCUCAAAUAGUUCCCAGUCGAUGAUGUCUGUCCAGAGUCAGGGUAGAAUACUUUAAGUCCCCAUUGUGUAAAUUGUGCUUUCAAGUGUUAAGUUUUUUUUUUUUUUUUUUUUUUUUUUGGUUUUGUUUUGGGUUUUUUUUUUCUUGGCUGUAGCUAAGAACUAGCUUUUUAUGUUUUUUGACUUUACGAUUCUAACUAUGAAAAAUAACAUCUUACAGCUUGUUUGAGGCAUUUUUUCCCACAAACUACUUUUGUGACUUAUGCAUGCCUUUGUCAAACUUUUAAGUGGUUUCAGUGAAUGUACAGUUGUCAAAAGUUCCACUAAUCUAUUUCUUCUAUUAAAAUAGAUGGAGAAUAUGA
Molecule: messenger RNA, 1865 nt
Organism: Myripristis murdjan (pinecone soldierfish)
Lineage: Eukaryota; Metazoa; Chordata; Actinopteri; Holocentriformes; Holocentridae
Exons: 12
Coding region: 162-1445 (427 amino acids)
Cellular component (GO): precatalytic spliceosome
Molecular function (GO): single-stranded RNA binding; double-stranded RNA binding
Source: RefSeq, a predicted model, not a curated record